Messenger RNA from Plenodomus lingam JN3, 282 nucleotides. RefSeq lists its product as uncharacterized. Lineage: Eukaryota; Fungi; Ascomycota; Dothideomycetes; Pleosporales; Leptosphaeriaceae. The record is from RefSeq and is a predicted model, not a curated record.
AUGAGCACUGCUGUUGCUGAUGUCGUGGGGGUUGAAGCUAUUGCUGUUGCUGCUGUCGCCGGUGUUGCUAUUGCUGGUGUGGCUACUGCUGGUGUUGGUGCUGGUGCUACUCCUGCUGUUGCUGCUGCUGCUGCUGCUGCUGCUGCUGCUACUAUCACUGCUACUGCUGCUGUUCAAUGCAGACGAGAGCCGAGUGGAUCGAGGCGGGAGCAGAUAGCCCUAAAAGAGAAACGGAUUGGAAACUACAGUACUUACCACACAACUCUCUGGUCUGAUGAAUGA